GAGUCAACUCAUUUGAAUGAACUCUCCGCCUCCACCAUUUAUAGUGGAGUGCUAAUGAAUAGUGAAGUGGCUGAGGAUGAUCGUUAACUGACUAGUAAAUGAUGGAACAUCAGCUGUGUCCUAACAGUUUGCUAUAAAACUAAAUGGACUUGGAGCCCAACUUUCAAAAAAGAAGAUCACCCUAACCACCCAUCAUGGUUGCUGCAGAGGCUAUGCCUGAUAAGGCAGAAUGUCCUGUAUUAGAGAUCACCAAGCAAGAUUUUUUUCAAGAAGCAAAAACUCUCUUUGCCCAACAUUGUGAGAAAAUAAAUGAGAAAAAAGUUCAAGGUACUUCUAUAAAUGUUUUUAAAAAUAAACAUCAAAAACCAAAAUCUGGCAAAUUCAUACCUUUGGAGAUUAAAGAAAAGGAAACACUUGAUGUGGUCCAAGAAUUUCGGACAGCACACAAAUGUAUUUGUUUUCCCAAACACCUGUUCAAAAGUGAACAUUUUAAGGAGCCCUCACAACGAACUUCUUUCAAGGAGCCAUACAUUUUUAGUGUAAAGGAAAAAUUCAAGGACUCUAUGGAUCUGAUUGCAAAGGAACAAGUUAAACUGGGUAAAAUAGUGACUAAUAUUGAAUCAGUGGGUAAAAAAAUGGAGAAAGAAAAGCAUCAGCACCAUGGGAAGUCCAGAUCGUUGAUCUCACCAUUUGCCACCCCCAUCAUCAACCUUGGCUUGCCCUUACAACCCAUGACCUCCUCGUCCAUGGGGCUUCUGAAAGAUUAUGACAAAACAUUCUCCGAUUGGAGAGGAAUCGUGCCAACAAAGUCUUCCCAUUUGACUCCUCAACCCAGCUGGCCUAGUUUGUAUGGGUCAUCAUCAGUGCUUCGGGAUUACUGUCCUAAAACCUUAAUGAAGAAAGAGCAACAGCCUAUCAAACCAAAGCCAAGACCAAAGCCAGGACUCAGGCUAAAGUCUAUUCUAAGUAAAAGUGGUAAACUUGACAAUAAAGUUAAAAGAAUUGGACCACACAUAGAAAUCUUCCAAGUGUUCCGGGAAAGGACCAAAUUUGUAAAUACCAAAAAAGUAGUUAGAAUGAUCAUCAUCAUACAGGCCUAUGUCAGAGGAUGGCUUGAACGCAAAAGAUUGCAGAGAAUAAUGAUCAAGGCUUUGUCUCAUGGACCAAAUUUGAGAGCAGUUAUAAACAUGUAUUGUAGACAGAUCCAUCGUGUUAAAUAUCGACUUGGUCUUUGGAGGACAAGACAAAUUAUAAACUUUGUAGAACUAGAGGAAUGGAUGGACAGAAAAAAGUUCUAUGAAACAAUGUUUGCUAAGAGAGAAGAUUGGCAAGGAUUAGAAAGAAGUGAGCUCCUCAAGUUCUUCAACGACUGUGGUCAUUUCCCAACCCAGCAGCAAAUUGAUGAGGUUUGGGACCUGGUCCAUAAAGAAGACCAUGAGAAAUAUUCUGAACUCAUCAAGAAGUUCAAUGCGAUUGAAAUGCUAUUUACACUCUACCCUCCUCAAGGUGCCCAUGUGCAUAAUAAUAUACGACUUAGGUCAACUUGGCUGAGACCGAUAGUAGAUGGUGAAGAAGGUUAUCGAUAUAUAGAUUUAGAGAAGUAUCAUCAGCAAGAACUGAGGAGUAGUUAA
This is a messenger RNA of Callorhinus ursinus (northern fur seal), 1631 nucleotides long. NCBI's taxonomy places the organism in Eukaryota, Metazoa, Chordata, Mammalia, Carnivora, Otariidae. The record is from RefSeq and is a predicted model, not a curated record.